AUGGCCAACGUUUCCCGUCGAGUCCCUCUGGCAAGCCUUUCGAACGCCACGAAUUCUCCCCAUCGGCCUCUCACCCACAGCGGCUCCAAGCGGCCGAGGAGUCUGGCCAAUGUAGCUCAGCAAGAGAACGAGCCGCCACAGAAGCGUCUGGCCGUGGAGAAGAAUGCAAGGGACGCCGGCAAGAACCCGGCCACGCCUCAGAGGCAGUCGGGCCCCAGCAUGCCCGAAGGUCGCGUUUUUGACCGAGGGAAUGGUGAAUCUGGAUCUACAGCUUUCCAGAGAAGGCUCGUUGCUGCCCGGGAGAAAUCUGCUGGGCUUCGGAUUACGAAGAACGUUGAGUCAACGACCAAGGAAGACAGCAUCCGCGCCUGGCAGAAACAUUAUCGGAAACUCUUCCCAAGCUAUAGCUUCUACUUUGAUGGUGUCUCGGAGGAAGCGCGUGCACGUUUCCUCCGACAGAUCACGGGCCUUGGAGCGAAAGAAGAAAAGUUUUUCUCCAAAGCGGUCACGCACAUCGUCACGACGCGGCACAUUCCUGCAGACAACGCAUCUCACCAUGACAACGCCCAGCCAUCUCCGGUGGAAGACCAACCCCAGACCAUUAAUCCGUCCCUUCUGGAAAAGAAUCCUCGUGGGCACGUGUCGGCCACUACAACAAGACGCGAUGGGAUCAACCACAUGGACAUCUUGGUCCGAGGAAAAGAGAUGGGAAUGAAAAUAUGGGCGGCGGAAAAGUUACAACGUGUACUCGGUUCGAUACUGGGGGACGCAGGAAGUCAUAGCCAUCUUUCUCGGAGCACGACACAUGGCAGUCGAAACCAGCACGAAGACCUGGGUCAGGUUUUGAAGCACGAGAAGCUGGCUGCUUAUUCCGAGCGUGAACAACCCACGCUGUCUCUGGUGCCGUUCAAGGGGCCUUUCAUCUAUGUUCACGACAUGGACGAAAAAUAUCGACCGACGAUGGUGAGGGAGUACGCCAGGGUCACUCGCCGAUCAGAUGGGGAUUGGCCACAAUUCCGCUCGGCUAGUGUUGGCAAAUGUCCUUUCGUAGAGGAUCCAACCAUGAAGAGAGAAUUGGAGCAGGAGCAGCGGACAAGAGCCAGAAUGGUGGCCAUGCAACAACCCCAACAACCGACGCAGCAUGUUCCUCGCACAAGGUCACAUGUUGCCGUGGAGAAGGCGAGCGUUGAGCCUCCUACACGUCGUACAAGCCCCCGUAAAGCCCUGCAGACAGUCCAUAACCCAGCUGACGUACCUAUGGAUAUGGACUCCGACCGCAAGAAGACUGGUGCAUCUGCUCACGAGCGACAGCCUUCGUUCCCACCAAUGCCCGAUCGGCCUUUUGAGUUCGUUCGGCCUGCUCAGCUACAGAUGUCUCGGGAGCCUGCGGCAUCAGGCAUACAACGGUCCAAUCUGACAUCGGCAAUUCAAUCCCAGAUGAUCUCUUCCACAGCUGCCACCGGAGUCAAGGCCGGGACCAGCAAAGAAGUGCACCAGCAGUUGAAACGACAGGUGUUGGAGCGAACUCAUACAGGUAGCCUGUCGGUGGGCUCAAUACCGUCGUCGCAUCGGAUGAAUGACCUUGCUGGUGCUCUCAAAAACGUCCGAGCCCCGGCACCUCAACGGGCGGCCAAGAGUCGUGCUCAGGAAAAGCUAGGCGGUAUUCAAGAAGAAGACGACGAUCAUGCAGAUGACCUUUCUGCCGAACAGGCUGCUCAGCCUAGCCGGCGGAAGAAGAUAGUCAAGAAAGAUCCAAAACCAGGAUACUGUGAGAACUGCCGAGAUAAAUAUGAUGAUUUUGAAGAGCACAUUAUAUCACGCAAGCAUCGAAAGUUUGCCAUGACACAAUCAAACUGGAAUGAACUUGACGCCCUUCUUGCCAAAUUGCAAGCAUGA
Exophiala spinifera is the source of this 1896-nucleotide messenger RNA. RefSeq lists its product as uncharacterized. The transcript is spliced from 3 exons. Lineage: Eukaryota; Fungi; Ascomycota; Eurotiomycetes; Chaetothyriales; Herpotrichiellaceae. Gene Ontology annotation, biological process: regulation of cell cycle phase transition; positive regulation of nuclear cell cycle DNA replication. The coding region runs from base 1 to 1896 and encodes 631 amino acids. Gene Ontology annotation, cellular component: Dbf4-dependent protein kinase complex; nucleus. Gene Ontology annotation, molecular function: zinc ion binding; nucleic acid binding; protein serine/threonine kinase activator activity. The record is from RefSeq and is a predicted model, not a curated record.